AGCGUCAAAUGCUUCGUUCGUACAAUCAAUAGAUCUACUGCACUGUUGAUAACAUUCGAAUUAAACUCAUGCGGUCAUGCCUGUUUUCAACCAAUGUCCUUGUUAACUGGAGUAAUGUACCUGUGGGGACUUCAAUGCACUUGCUGUUUCUGACGUUUCGUAAGAGCAUAAUAUAGGAUUGGUAGACAUGUUUUGUAAGCUGUAAUAUGUUUUCUGCUCUGCAGUGGAUGGUGAGAAGGUGGAUUCGAUUUCUUGGAAAAGAAGAAGCUCUAAAAUUGAUGAAUUGGAAUAACAGUGACCCUUAUUUCAGUUUAAGGGUGAACACAACAAAUGGUUAUACAAGGGAUGAUCUUGUUAACCGAUUGGAAGAUUUGCAGGUUCACUAUGAAAAGUCAAUUAUGGACGAAUUUGUCCGCAUUCGUGAGGGCAUGCAGGCAGUCUUACAAGCUGGAUUACUGAAAGAAGGCAUGUGUGCCGUGCAGGAUGAGAGUGCAGGUUUUGUUGUGUCUGUGGUUGAUCCACAACCUGGGGAAACAAUCAUGGAUUGUUGUGCUGCACCUGGCGGGAAGACUUUAUUCAUGGCAUCCCGGCUGGCAGGACAAGGGAAGGUAUCAGCUCUUGACAUAAAUAAAGGCCGCUUGCGAAUUCUCAUGGAGGCAGCAAAGUGCCACAAUCUUGAUGAUAUAAUCACUGAUAUCCAUGGUGAUCUUCGACUAUAUGCUAAGGAAAGCACUGCCAAAUAUGACAAGGUAUUGUUGGAUGCUCCAUGCUCUGGGCUGGGAGUCCUUUCCAAGAGGGCAGACUUGCGUUGGAAUCGACAAUUUGAAGAUCUGGAGGAGUUGGUGUUUUUGCAAGAUGAGCUCCUUGAUUCGGCCUCAUCAUUGGUAAAACCUGGUGGUAUACUAAUAUACAGUACAUGUUCCAUUGACCAUGAAGAAAAUGAGAACCGGGUUACUGCUUUUGUUCAGAGGCAUCCGGAGUUUACCCCACAGGGUGUACAAGGAUUUGUUCCUGCAGAAUUCAUCACAGAUGAUGGUUUCUAUUCCUCAAGUCCAACUAAGCACUCUCUGGAUGGGGCAUUUGCUGCUCGUCUUGUCCGGUCAAUGCACUAGGACUCCCUACAAUUAGUUUCUUAGAAGAAGGUAGUCUUCUGCGCUCUGUGGUCCAUCUUGCUUCUUGGACUGCAUGCAGUAAGUUGUAUAAUAGACAGCAAUGCUGAGGUCAUCCUUAUAGGCACGCUCCAUCAUUUUGAUGUUGAGUGACACAAUAAUGUGUGUUGUGAGCUAGAUGUACCUGGAGUUGUACCUGCUGGAUACCUAAGCAUGUGUAUUAGGUAGGCCCUAGUGAAAUUAUCUGAUAAAGUAUGUUUGUUAUGUAUUAUUAUGUCUUGCACAGUACCAAGUGAUAGUCUCAAGGUAGAUGAUCAUACAUAAAAGUACGUCUAGAAAUUUAUCAGAUGAAGUGUACUUCAAGAGAACCAUAAUUCUAUAAAUAUAACUUUGUUGGA
Triticum urartu is the source of this 1507-nucleotide messenger RNA. Lineage: Eukaryota; Viridiplantae; Streptophyta; Magnoliopsida; Poales; Poaceae. The record is from RefSeq and is a predicted model, not a curated record.